Molecule: messenger RNA, 1576 nt
Organism: Capsicum annuum
Lineage: Eukaryota; Viridiplantae; Streptophyta; Magnoliopsida; Solanales; Solanaceae
Product: glutathione S-transferase U7
Exons: 2
Coding region: 138-818 (226 amino acids)
Biological process (GO): glutathione metabolic process
Cellular component (GO): cytoplasm
Molecular function (GO): glutathione transferase activity
Source: RefSeq, a predicted model, not a curated record
UUUUAUCUUAUUUUGCAUGGAAUAACUUACUACUAAUUCAUUUUGACUCACCAAAAAAGUGAAACAAACAAAAAAAGCUAUCUAUUGGUAUCCAAUUGAAACCUCACAUUAUAAUUUUGUUGGAGAAAUUGUUAAGAAUGGAGGAGAGAAGAGAUGUGAAACUUUUAGGCACAAAAGAAAGUAUAUUUACUCAAAGAAUAGUGUGGGCACUUAAGCUAAAAGGUAUUGACUAUGCAUUUAUAGAGCAGGAUUUUUCUAGCAGGAGCAGUCCAUUGCUUGUGGAACUUAAUCCAGUGUAUAAGAUGGUGCCUGUUAUUGUUCAUGAUGGAAAACCAUUGAGUGAAUCACUUGUUAUUCUUGAGUACAUUGAAGAGACAUGGCCAGUUAAUCCUCUAUUCCCUGUUGAUCCUUUUCAAAGAGCUUCUGCUCGUUUUUGGGCUCGAUUCAUCGAUGGCAUGUUCUAUGAAGCAGCCAAAAAGGCAUUUUUCUCCUCUGGAGAAGCCAAAGCAGAGGGGGUUGAAUUAGUGGAAGAGGGAUUACAUCUUCUUGAAGGACAGAUAAUUGGGAAAAAGUUUUUUGGUGGGGAGAAAAUAGGGUACCUUGACAUAAUAGCUGGUUGGAUUUCUUACUGGUUCCAAUAUAUAGAAGAAGUUGGUGAAUUCAAAGCAAUGGAUUCAAGAAAAUAUCCUUGUCUACAUGCAUGGAUCAACAAUUUCAUUCAAGUCCCUAUUAUUCAACAAACUCUUCCUAAAGCUGAUGAUGUCAAAGCUGUUUACAGGGGAUUUAAAGAUGCUGCAGCCUUGGCUGGUGCAAAUUGAAAAGAUUUAAGAGGUGUUUGAUACCAACGAAAAUGAUUAUUUUCUUAACAAAUGUUUUAUUACAAAAGUAUCUAAUAUGUUUAUUUUUUGAGUUGUAUAAAUGUUCAAUAGAAACAAGUCUGAGUUUUAGUGUCAAAGUGAAAGAUGCAGGAGGCAGCUGCUUAUGACUUUAACCUAUGGUAAUCGAAGAAAAGUUAUAUAUUUCAACUCUGAUCUAAAUAUGAAAUGGAACAAGUCCAAAAUUAUAGAGUACAAGAAAGGCCAUCGAAUUAGCCAGGACUGUUAGGAGAUUCCAAAGCAGAGAAGUCAUCAAAUAAUAUAAGAAGCGAACUUCUUUACCUUCCUGAUUUGGAUGCAUCUUCUUGUGUUGUUCGAUGCCUCUUCCAAAGCAAUUCGAAUUUAGAAGCAGGCGGCGCUGGCAUAUCUGCUAAGAGUUCAUCCGAAUCCAUUAGAUUUAGUUCAAUCAUUGUAUUUGUCUUGAUAGUGUUGACAACGUGAUCAGCUUUGUGGGUCACUUAGUUGUUGAGUUUAUUUAGGAGUCAAUAAGUUGUUCCUAAUCUUUAAAUAGUUUAGUUGUUGAGUUUAUUUAGGAGUCAAUAAGUUGUUCCCAGUCUUUAAGCUACAAGUUAACGUGCAGUUAGUUUUUAAGAUUCAGAUUUUUUAGGGGAAUAAACGUGUUCUUUUACUUACUAGUUUCAUCUAUUUAAGACUCUUGUAACAGAGUAUUUUAAAGUGUUAAUACAGAGAAAAUUUUCACA